This is a messenger RNA of Haemonchus placei, 384 nucleotides long. The record is from the annotation of a GenBank genome assembly. NCBI's taxonomy places the organism in Eukaryota, Metazoa, Nematoda, Chromadorea, Rhabditida, Trichostrongylidae.
AUGGGUGAGGGUAAUGAAGGCGAAGACAAGGGAAAACCAGGAGAGCAGCUGAAAGAAGCAGAGCCGAAAUCAAAAAUAGUACUAUCAGUACAUACACCACCACCUGCAAAGGACAAGGAACCACCGAAAACCGAUCAAGGUCCCAUUGUGUUCGACAAGAAUGCUUGUCCAAAACCGACUCCCAGACUUGUUAUUUUCAAAGUGACCCAAGAAAAGAAACCAGUAUGGAGUGAGAUUAAUGUACAAAAUCCAAGCAAUAAUCAAAAAACAUUCAAGUCACACUGGCAAUUUAGAAUCUUUGCUUACCUUUUCUAUGAAUUCAAUUCAAGGAAAACGCCUUGAUGAAAAAAAAACUAUGGAAAAUUCAGGGUAUCAGUCGUGUAA